Messenger RNA from Drosophila simulans, 997 nucleotides. Its product is annotated as mpv17-like protein. NCBI's taxonomy places the organism in Eukaryota, Metazoa, Arthropoda, Insecta, Diptera, Drosophilidae. The transcript is spliced from 5 exons. The coding region runs from base 296 to 913 and encodes 205 amino acids. The record is from RefSeq and is a predicted model, not a curated record. Gene Ontology annotation, cellular component: membrane; cytoplasm.
AAAUUCGUCAGAUCUACCCAAAUAUAAAUCCUAAUCAAAAAUGAAACUGUUUACUUUGGAUAUUCUUAUUUCACCUCUUUAAAUCUAUACAGCGAUUUCAAUGGAGUACUGGAAGUCUCAGCCGCGGUUCUGUUUUGGGUUCCUCGGAUGCCCAUCAUCACAAUUUCCUGAUUUUUUAGCAUUGUUUCGAACUCGUUAACCAAUUCCCAUUUUUCAAUGGCCUACUAAAUUUUUUUUUAAAUUCCCCUUUAAAUUUCGUUGAUGAAGUAUUAUUAUAAAUGCUGGAACAAUUAAGAUGAUGGCUCGGUUAAUUUCGGGAGUUCGCAACUUGUUCCAUCGAUAUCCGUUCGUCACCAAUAGCGCCAUCUAUGGGAGUCUUUAUGUGGGCGCCGAGUAUUCCCAGCAAUUCGCAUCCAAACGCUGGUUGGCCACGGCGAGCAAGCCCGAGGAUAUCGAUUAUGCAACAAUAGGAAGAUAUGCCGUGAUGGGUACUGCAGUAUAUGCCCCAACACUUUACCUUUGGUACAAAUGGUUAGAUCGCGCUUUUCCUGGCACCACUAAGGUUAUCAUAGUUAAAAAAUUAGUGCUUGAUCAGUUUGUACUAACGCCUUAUCUAUUGACUGUGUUUUAUGCAGGCAUGUCCAUCAUGGAGGGCUCUGAGGACAUUUUCCUGGAACUCCGCGAAAAAUUCGUGCCGACUUUUAUGCGUUCCUGCAUUUUCUGGUUGCCCGCGCAGGCCUUGAACUUUUCCCUGGUUGCACCCCGAUUCCGUGUCAUCUAUAUGGGUAUUUGUGGAUUGAUUUGGGUGAAUAUUCUAUGUUGGACCAAGCGGCAAAGUCUUCCAGUCGCAACGAAAGAAAUUGCAACUGAUUCAAAUAACAAUGCAGCUGUCAUAAGGAAUUCCGAAACAUGAGAUUUGAAUACACACACCAUAACCAUGUAUAUAGUGCUAGAUAGUUUUUGACCAUGCAUUGCCAAAUAAAGGAGAAGCAAAGAG